CAAACUUGUGUCCCUCAUACUGGCAAUGAAAUGUUGUCAACCCUAGCCAGAUAUGUGGGAGCUGGGGAUACAAGGUAGAAGGAAGGGGAGCAGCUGGAUGAUUUUAAUAAACCACCAAAAAGGACUGUGAAAUCAGGAUCAAGGCCAGCUCUAGGCAUAACUGUGGGAAAUCCUUGGAGAAGUCCCAAUUGUUGAAUCCGGAGUGAGGAGUUCUUCUGUGUAAAAGGCUUUCCCCCCCUUCUCCUUGGCCUCUCAUUAUUCUGCUCCCUCUUGCAGGAAUGGAGGAGUCUCUUUCGCUAACAGGGAAAUAUCAGUCUAAGGCAGUGUUUCUCAAACUUUUUGGAGUCAAGGACCGCUAAAUUCUUCGUGCAGAGUUUCAAGGACCGCUACAUUCUUCAUGUGCAGUUUCCCGGACCAGCAGUUAGUAAAGGGGUUUCAAGUCUGUCUAUCUAUCUAUCUAUCUAUCUAUCUAUCUAUCUAUCUGUCUGUCUGUCUGUCUAUCUAUCUAUCAGACUUCUAUACUGCCCAAAACUUGCAUCUCUGGGCAGUUUAGAAUGAAAAUAAUAUAAGCAUUAAAAUAAUUAAAUUUGGAAUCUUUUGCAAACAUGGAAUAUUAGGGGUUCUUAACCUUGGGUCCCUCAGUUAAACUCCCAUAACCCCCAGCAACAAUGGCAUUUGGCCAUUAUGGCUGGGGAUUAUGGGAGUAGAAGUCCACCAACGUCUGGGUACCCAAGGUUGAGAACCCCUGAAUCUAAAAGCCUGGGUGAACAAAUUUGUCUCCAGUAUGUCUGGAGUGGAGGUGCUUGUGAUUACUCAGUGGAGAGGGGAUGUUGGGCCAUUAGAAAAAUUCAAAAGCUACAUGGGGCCAAUGAAAACAACAUACAAGCAAGCCCCACUGAUGCAAGAGGGAAACAGCGUUCCCGCUCAAGGCGCCUCGAUCACAACAGGCAGCUGGGUUUCAAUCAACCAACCUUUGGCUGCAAACAAUGAGCAUGCAAGAACCAGCAGCCCUUCAAGUGGCGCCCCCUGCCAUACUUUUUCCUCCAUGCCCCCGCAUUGCAUACAGUUUGAAGCUGUAAAGAUAGGGAAUAAGAUAGCUGUAGGAAGAUCUCAGCAGCACGUGGAGGCAAGGCACAAGAAGGGUCCCAUGCCUCUGUGAUACUCUUCCUCUUCCGUGCCAUGUGCAAAAUUGAGGAAGUGAGUGCCUUGAUUUCAGUUGGGGGGGGUUGACUCCCAGUCAGGGACCGGCACUCAACCCUUCGGGGACCGGCAGCGGUCCAGGGACCGGUGGUUGAGAAACACUGGUCUAAGGGUUAAGCUAAGAGAGGCGAGAUUGCUAGAGAGUCCCCUUGAAACUUGCAGCUGGGACUGGGAAGCUUUCCUUCCGACCUCUUCUCAGCCCGGGAAAGGAGGCUUCGGACCCCCCCAUGAGCAGCCGCCUGCCCCGCCACGGCAAGGGAGGGAGACGGAUGGAGGCUAUGGAAGAGAAUGACUCAGGUGGCCCACAAGCAGAAAGCAGCUCUGAUGCAGCUGAGGUUAGGAGCACAGAAGAAGGAUUUGUCCAGAAAAGCCUGUGUGCCGACAACACCAGCUCAGAUGCACAGUGCCAGCACUUCAGGCAGUUCCACUACCAGCAGGCCAAGGGGCCCCGAGAGGUUUGCAGCCGACUCCACAACCUUUGCCAUCAGUGGCUGAAGCCAGAAAGACACACGAAAGCUCAGAUGCUGGACCUGGUGAUCCUGGAGCAGUUCCUGAACAUCCUGCCCCCAGAGAUGGAGAGCUGGAUCAGAGAGUGUGGAGCAGAGACCAGUUCCCAGGCAGUGGCCCUAGCAGAAGGUUUCCUCCUGAGCCAGGCAGAGGACAAGAGGCAGGAAGAGCAACAGGUGGGGGGUCUGACAGCAGAAGUGGCUAAUGACCUCUCCGAGGCAGAGGAGGCUCCAUUGGACACCGGAGAAAAGCCACCCUUCAGGUGGAUGGUGCAGGAGGGUGACCGAGGUGCCAGACUGUUGCGCAUUGGAAAGACCCCGGGGCCUCCUUCCAGGCCUUCUCUUCUCGGUGGUGAAAGGGAUGUGGUUGCCACGCCAUCACCGGAACAGGGUCGGGUGACCUUGGGAGAGGUGGCUGUGUACUUCACAGAGGAGGAAUGGGCUCUGCUGGAUGCUGCCCAAAGGGCUCUGCACAAGGAAGUAAUGGAGGAGAAUUCUGGGCAUCUGGCCUCUCUGGGUAAUGAGAGAGAAAGUGAAAUGCUGUCUAGAAAACCUGAAGAAAAUUGGAAGGAGAGAGAGAAAUGCAUUGUUCCCAAAGGAUACAACAUGCAUGAAAUUCAUGUCCUGAAAGAAAGUCACAAUGAAAACAGAAGGAAUAAGAUCCCUCUGCAUGUAAAAAUCUUAACUUCUAAACCAAACCAUCGCAUGGAUCAAAGAAUCCACACAGGAGAGAAGCCAUUUAAAUGCUCAGAGUGUGGAAAGAGUUUCAAGCAGAGGACAGGUUUAACUAGACAUCAAAGAAUCCACACAGGGGUGAAACCCUAUCAAUGUUUAGUGUGUGGAAAGAGCUUCAACCAGAGCACACAUCUUGCCAAGCAUCAAAGAAUCCACACAAGAGUGAAACCCUAUCAGUGCUCGGUGUGUGGGGAGAGCUUCACCCAGAAUGCAAAUCUUGCUGUGCAUCAAAGAAUACACUCAGGGGUAAAACCAUUUCAGUGCUCAGUGUGUGGAAAGAGCUUCAACCACAGCACAAAUCUUGCUGUGCAUCAAAGAAUUCACACAGGAAUGAAACCAUAUCAGUGCUCAGUGUGUGGAAAGAGCUUCACCCAGAGCGCACACCUUUCUAUGCAUCAAAGAAUCCACACAGGGGAUAAACCAUAUCUGGGCUCAGUUUGUGGAAAGAACUUCAACCAAAGCACAGGCCUUAGUUGCAGUGAAAGAAUCCACACAGGAGAGAAGCCUUUUAAAUGCUCAGAGUGUGGAAAGAGCUUCAACCGGAGCACACAUCUUAGGAGGCAUCAAUUAAUCCACACAGGAGAGAAGCCAUAUCAUUGCUCAGUGUGUGGAAAGAGCUUCAACCAGAGCACUCAUCUUGCUGUGCACCAAAAAAUCCACACAAGUGGGAAACCCUAUCAGUGCUCUGUGUGUGGAAAGAGCUUCAGCCAGAGCACAGAUCUUAUGAGGCAUCAAAUAAUCCACACAGCAGAGAAGCCAUUUAAAUGCUCAGAGUGUGGUAAGAGCUUCAGCCAGAGCACUGAUCUUCGGAGGCAUCAGACAAUCCACACAGGAGAAAAGCCGCAUCGUUGCUCAGUGUGUGGAAAGAGCUUCAACCAGGGCGCACAUCUUGCUAAGCAUAAAAUAAUCCACACAAGACUUAAAUCCUAUCAGUGCUCUGUGUGCGGAAAGAGCUUCAGCCAGAGCACAGAUCUUGCUGUGCAUCAAAGAGACCACACAGGGGAGAAGCCAUUUAAAUGCUCAGAGUGUGGAAAGAGCUUCAUUCAGAGCUCAGAUCUUAGGAGGCAUCAGAUAAUCCAUACAGGAGAGAAGCCAUAUCAUUGCUCAAUGUGUGCAAAGAGCUUCAACCACAGCACAAAUUUUGCUGUGCAUCAAAGAAUCCACACAGGUGUGAAACCAUAUCAGUGCUCCGUGUGUGGAAAGAGAUUCAACCGGAGCACACAUCUUGCUGCGCAUCAAAGAAUUCACACAGAGGAGAAACCAUAUCAUUGCUCAGUUUGUGGAAUCAACUUCAACCAGAGCACAAAUCUUGAUAAACAUCAAAGAAGCCACACAGGGAUAAAACCAUAUCAGUGUUCAGUGUGUGGAAAGAGCUUCAGCCAGAGCUCAAUAUUUUCUUCUCAUCAAAGAAUCCACACAGCAAUGAAAUCAUACCAAUGCUCCAUUUGUGGGAAAAUAUUCAACAAGAGUUCUAACCUUUCUCGCCAUGAAAGAAUCCACACAAGAGAAAAACCAUAAUACUGCUUAGUGUGCAGAAAGAGCCUCAGGACAGCCUCACACCUUACUAGUCAUUAAAGAAUGCAUUCCUGAAGACAAACCAUGUAAAUACCUGCUGUGUGGAAAGGGGUUUAGCCAGAGUAUAGACCCUAUUUGACAUUUUAAAAGCCAUAUGGGUUACUGCCCGCUUGACGAGGUCAUCUGAGGGGGCUCUGCUCUGGGUGCCGACAAUGAGGGAGGCUCAGGUGUCGUGCAUGCGGGACAGGGCCUUCUCUGUUGCUGCCCCCAGACUCUGGAAUGCACCUCAAGCCUUAAUGGACAUCUAAGAAUUCACCAAGGAUAGAAACCAUUUCAUUGCAGAGGAUGUGUGAUGAGAAACGAGGCCCAAACCUCUUCUUUUUGUAAAUAAGAUUGUAUGUGUAAAUUGCCUUGCUAGUCUCUAUAUUAAGAAAGCUGGUAGGGUUAAAAGUGCGUAGCUGCUGUUCUGUAGUUUCAGUUUUGAGGAUGAAGCAAUGUAUUGGCUUGAUUUUGGAGAGAAAGGGGGGUUUGAUUUCAUUGGUCAUGGUUUGAAAAAUAGAGGGAAUUUGAGUUCUGCUGAUUGGGUUGUUUAAAAAAUGUUGAGGAAUAGAUUUUGAGGCUGCAUACGAGGCAAGCCAAGUUACAGCAAAAGCUGAGGUAACUGCAGAGGACUCUGAGUUAGGGAUCAGUGUUAGAUAGAACAGUUGGAUGCGUUUAUUCCAACCAUUUUAUUUCUUCCUUUAUGCUCUUACAGUAACUGCUGGGGCUUUUUUUCAUGUUGUUCUGUACAAAUAAACCAAUGCUAGAUUGAGCAUUUUCUCCCAAA
This is a messenger RNA of Hemicordylus capensis (graceful crag lizard), 4782 nucleotides long. Its product is annotated as zinc finger protein 271-like. The record is from RefSeq and is a predicted model, not a curated record. Gene Ontology annotation, cellular component: nucleus. NCBI's taxonomy places the organism in Eukaryota, Metazoa, Chordata, Lepidosauria, Squamata, Cordylidae. Bases 1428 to 3959 code for a protein of 843 amino acids. Gene Ontology annotation, biological process: regulation of transcription by RNA polymerase II. Gene Ontology annotation, molecular function: RNA polymerase II cis-regulatory region sequence-specific DNA binding; DNA-binding transcription activator activity, RNA polymerase II-specific. The transcript is spliced from 6 exons.